Messenger RNA from Branchiostoma floridae (Florida lancelet), 1980 nucleotides. RefSeq names its product zinc finger protein 37-like. Gene Ontology annotation, cellular component: nucleus. Gene Ontology annotation, molecular function: DNA-binding transcription factor activity, RNA polymerase II-specific; RNA polymerase II transcription regulatory region sequence-specific DNA binding. Bases 149 to 1261 code for a protein of 370 amino acids. The record is from RefSeq and is a predicted model, not a curated record. Lineage: Eukaryota; Metazoa; Chordata; Leptocardii; Amphioxiformes; Branchiostomatidae. The transcript is spliced from 2 exons. Gene Ontology annotation, biological process: regulation of transcription by RNA polymerase II.
GAGAUAAAACAUAUUCUCUGGGUAAUCAGGAGUACAUUAUUACCUUUAACCCGCAUCACGUUCAACUCUGACCUCACGACACGACAGCAGAACAAAGCUGCCCGAGUCCCGGUUUACGUGGAGAUAAAAAAACACUAUAGGAAGCAGCAUGUCGGGACAACAGGAGUUCAUCUGUGGCCUCUCGCGCGUGGUGACCAUAGCAGUCCUCCCCAGACUGAACACGGAGGAGCUGAUGUUUGAACUCAACAGAAGGAUUCAAAACCUGGACAAAGAGAACAGCAUCAAGGACAGGCUGGUCAGUAUCCUUAGGGACGUGAUGUUGGAGGAAUAUCGUGUGUUGGAAAGGCGAUCAGAAAUGACAAUACCUGAACAAGAACAAGAAACAGUAACAAUACAUGAGAACAUUCCGACCACGUACGCUGAAACAAUGUCAUCAGAGACUUCAAGUUCAGAUCCUUGCACCUCACUGCAAAGUUCUGGACUGGAAAUUGCGCCUUCUUGUGUACCGACUCCAGACCAUUGUGACGUACGUAUAAAGAUGGAAUGCAACGAUUCCGAGGAUGAUCAAAUCGGGCAAAGACUGAAUCAGCCUGAACGUUGUGAUAAUGUGGCUGGAUUCAUUAACAGUGGAUAUGAACAAAGUGAAACAAUAAAUACUGAAAUAGCCACCUUACCUUUUUAUGAACCGACUCCAGGCCAGGAUUGUGAGAACAGGGUGUCCAUCCUUUCUAGUAAGAACUCUGGAAUUAUAGAUACCAAACGCUACGUGUGUGACGAGUGCGGAUUUAAAACAUCAUACGCACUCAACCUCUCUAGGCAUAGACAACUUCACAAAAAGGAUGAACCUUUCAUGUGCGAUGAAUGUGGUUAUAAGGCACGCGAUAAACACCAACUUGACGAACACAUGAGAACACACACCGGUGAGAAAUCGUUCAGGUGUAAUGAAUGCGGUUAUAAGACAUCUUAUAAAAGAAGUGUAGUGAGGCAUAUGAAAAAGCACGCUAGUCAAAAACCUUACAGAUGGGAACUGUAUGAAUGCCAAUCCCAACAAAAUGCAGACAUUGAGAAACAUAUGAUAAACCAUGCUGGUGUGAAACUCUACAAAUGUGAGGAAUGUGACUACAGCACAGCUCGCAAGCCCGAUUUUACUAGACACAGGAGGUGUCACACCGGUGAGAGACCCUACAGUUGUCAAGAGUGUGACUACAAGGCAAAACACAAGUUCCACCUCGUGAAGCAUAUGAGAAUUAAACACCAGUGAAACUAUUGUCAGUUACCAACCAGAAACAACAUAUCGUAGACAUUUAUUGUAUAAACUUUGUUGUCCUAGUUAUCUUCUCUUGGAAACGUGCGAUGUGCAAAGCUCCUGUAAAAUCCCAUAAGUGUGAGGACUGCGACUUCAAAACAGUACAUAAGCACUUUCUCGUUAGACAUAGGAGGAGGGGGCACACCGACGAGAAACAGUACAGUUGUCAAGAUUGUGACUGCAUAUGUACAACACAAAUGAAAAAUUCAGCCUCAUCAAGCAUUUUUUUAAAGAAACAAAGACACAAUUUCAACAGUACUGUACUCGGCAUGUAUUCUUGUACAUGUAUUAUUUUCCAGUUAGGUUUGAUACUUUAUGCCUGCAUUUCUCCGUACUUACGACCAGAAGUAAAGCUAAACAUUGGCAGUUAUUUUGUACUUCUGUGUCAAUUUAUUAAGAAGAAUGAAGCUAAUCAUUGGCCAGUCUGUGCCUUUAACACAAGCUCUCACUGUCCAUGGCCUUUCAAAGCCUCUUGCAAAAUUUCAUAAUUCACCUCUCAACUAUGACAGAGUCACCUAGAAGGAAUAAAGAGGGCACAUAGAUUUCUAAAUAUAGAUAGGUCAAGAAGCAGACGAGGCAGAGGCGCUCUAGUUGAAGGACGUAGCUUUAGAUGCUGUCGUAGUUUUAGAUACUGUUGUACGUAGCUUAGGAAAUGUAAUAAAAGGAGUUCUCCA